AUGGAGCCUAUUGCGGAUGUUCCACACCCCCUCUCCCAGAUCGAUGUGAGCCUUUCGGUUCCGCUCAAAUUCCAGCAGCAAAUAGUACAGGACCUCGUCACCGAAGAUGGAUUGCUCAUCCUUGGACGUGGCUUGGGCCUUGAAUCUAUCACAGCCAACCUUAUCCAUGUGCUCAGCGCGCCGAUUGUACAGCACAACAAGGUCCACAAACGCAGUCUCGUGAUCGUGCUCAACGCAUUUAAAGACGAGAACCACAAGAUUGCCGAAGAUCUCCGUGACUUGAGCUAUACGGAUUUUGAUAUUGGAGAAGAAAGACGGCCGUUUAUCGUACUCGGAGGCGAUGUAUCUACCACGCUGAAGAAACGACGGGAGAUCUACCAGCGUGGCGGGAUCAUUUCCAUCUCAUCCCAGAUUUUUGUGGUUGACUUGCUCUCGGAGAUUGUGGAUCCUAAUCUCAUCACAGGUAUCGUGCUCCUUCACGCCGAACGGUGCAAUGCCGACUCGAAUGAGUCAUUCAUCAUCAGUUUAUACCGCCAGAAAAACAGCUGGGGGUUCCUCAAGGCACUUACUGACCAUCCAGAAGCCUUGACCCACGGCUUCCUGCCGCUCCAAACUAAGCUCAAGGCACUCCAGCUCCACACAGCGUUUCUCUGGCCGCGCUUCCACGUAGAGGUUAGUCUGUCGCUCAAGGUGAACCUCGACCGGCGAAAGGACUUGACCGCUGAUCAGCGCCUUAGGGGAACGCUCACUGAGAUCAAGGUGAAAAUGACCGAUGCGAUGCGACGGAUUCAGAUCGCAAUUCUUGCGUGUAUCGAGGCACUAAUAGCUGAACUUCGGCGCCAAUGUCCGAUGCUUGUGACCGACUACUGGGUCAAGGAAAACGCGUUGGAUCCGGGGUUUGACCGCCAGAUCAGGCACCAGUUGAGCCCUCACUGGCACCGGCUCACGUUCACGGCGAAACAGGUGUGUGCGGACCUCUCCACGCUCACCGCCAUGCUUGACAGCCUUCUUAACAGCGAUUCUGUGGCGUUCUACCAAAUCACGCAAGAGAUCGUCCAGGCGAAUAUUAAGACUGUUGCACAGCCAAAUCCCACGCAAUCGCCAUGGCUUGAAAAUGAGGCCGCGGAUACCGUGACAUCGUACGCCACCAAAAGAGUCUUUGAAACCACGAGAGACCAGUUUACCGGCACGGUUGACGGCUACUUGCUCGAGGAGUUACCUAAGUGGGAACAGCUAGCGCUUUUGCUCGAUGACAUCAGCUCUGAAAGGGCUCAGAGCGACGGGCGCAACCCAGGUCCCACGUUGAUAAUGUGCUCAAGUGAAGCCGUUUCGCGGCAGUUACAGGCCUAUUUAUCGCAGGUAAGGCAAGUGGAUGUGGAUUCACAUGGAAAUAAAGUGUUUUCUGGAAGGGGAUACAUGGUGGGGCGGCUCAAGCAAUACAUGGGCUGGAAAGAGCUGCUUGUGCUGAUGGAUGAGCUAGCCGUGACCGAUGAGAAUCGGGAAGAGCUCCAGGUGUCAAAGACGUUCUCCAAGGGCAAAACAGGGUGCACGAAGCGGCGGAGAACGCGCGGCGGCAGUGCGGUGGCGGCAGUAGAGCGGCUUCAUAGAUCCACGGCAAUCGAGCCGGGAAAGCAGAUCGUCACGGAAGAGGUUAUCCGACAACUAGAGGAGUCGGUGCCGGAGCUGGAUUCAGAGGACGAAGUUCUUCCAUUUCUGGCGGUCGAGCGACUGGCACAGAUUAUUGUUCAGCGGUACCAGAACCGCACAGACGACGUAGUACUCCAAGAGCUAAUGCCAUCGUACAUCGUCUGUUAUGAGCCGGAUCUCGCGUUUCUUCGCCGGAUAGAGGUGUACCAGGCGAUCAAUCAGCACAGCCCGGCUAAGGUAUUUUUCAUGUACUACCAAGAUUCGGUCGAUGAGCAAAAACACUUGGCGAAGAUCAAGAAGGAGAAGGACGCGUUUACCCAGCUCAUCAGAGAGCGUGCGACGAUGGCACAGAGCUUUGCGACGACGGAAGAUAUAGCCAAGUCACGCGUGCGAAAGUCGCAGGUGAUGAAUACCCGUAUUGCGGGUGGAUCCACGUUCAGAGACCCAAAUAACGAAACUAGGGUGAUUGUGGAUACCCGUGAGUUCAAGUCGCCGUUGCCGAACUUUCUCCACCGGGUGGGAUUGCGCGUAAUCCCCCGGAUGAUCACGGUGGGGGAUUACAUCAUUUCCCCCAAGAUCUGUCUUGAGCGCAAGGCGAUUCCGGACUUGAUUCAGAGCAUGAGUAGUGGUCGCUUGUUUGACCAGUGCAAGCAAAUGUCGCGGUACUAUGAGUGUCCCACAUUGUUGAUUGAGUUUGAAGAAAACAAGAGCUUUUCACUCGAGCCAUUUGCUGAGCAGCGACUCACGCGCGAGAACCGCGCGCCAAGUGAGAUCUCUGCGCGCAUGUCGAAAAAGGACAUUCAGGUCAAGCUUGUCACGCUUUUGAUCGAAUAUCCGAAGCUUAAGAUCAUUUGGUCAUUGUCCCCUCUUCAAACCGCGGAGAUCAUCAUGCGUUUGAAAGCGAACCAACCCGAACCUGACGCGGACACGGCGCUCGGCAUGGGCGUGGAUCUGUCGAUCAGGACGGAGGACGGACCGCCGCAGCUCAACGAACAGGUGAUUGACUUGCUUAGGACUAUUCCGGGAAUAACGGCCGCGAACAUGCCCGCAAUCAUAAACAAUGUGAACAACUUGCGUGAGUUGGUGGAGAUGGAGGAGCCAAGAUUAGCCGCGUUAGUUGGCAAGGAAGCCGCAAACAAGGUAUACGAGUUUUUUAACAAAAAGGUAUGCUAA
Messenger RNA from Babjeviella inositovora NRRL Y-12698, 2820 nucleotides. It is a transcript of the gene RAD1, whose product is annotated as ssDNA endodeoxyribonuclease. Lineage: Eukaryota; Fungi; Ascomycota; Pichiomycetes; Serinales. Bases 1 to 2820 code for a protein of 939 amino acids. The transcript has a single exon. Gene Ontology annotation, biological process: double-strand break repair via single-strand annealing, removal of nonhomologous ends; nucleotide-excision repair involved in interstrand cross-link repair; double-strand break repair via homologous recombination. Gene Ontology annotation, cellular component: nucleotide-excision repair factor 1 complex. The record is from RefSeq and is a predicted model, not a curated record. Gene Ontology annotation, molecular function: damaged DNA binding; single-stranded DNA binding; single-stranded DNA endonuclease activity.